Messenger RNA from Rhizopus microsporus ATCC 52813, 360 nucleotides. RefSeq lists its product as uncharacterized. Bases 1 to 360 code for a protein of 119 amino acids. The record is from RefSeq and is a predicted model, not a curated record. The transcript has a single exon. NCBI's taxonomy places the organism in Eukaryota, Fungi, Mucoromycota, Mucoromycetes, Mucorales, Rhizopodaceae.
AUGAGCAUAAUCAUCUUAUUCGAAGCCUUGAUGAUAUCUCUUUUGCGUUUAUCGGAUAAUUCGAAGGAAGCUAUAUUGCAAAAGUUACGUAAAGGCUAUGGUAGAAGAAACAUAAGAGCUGUAAUUCAGCGCCAUUUUAAUGAAAAGAUAAGAGAUCUUUUUCCUGAAGCUGCUAGUUUGUCAUCUUCUUUAACAUAUGUUGUGCAUCGUGAUCAGUUUGUCCAUUCAGAAGGUGUUUAUAACACAUAUAAAAAGGUUUUGAAAGGAUACAACAUAUCCAGAUGUAAUAUCAGAGAAGUUUUUGGAGUCAUUGUUAUCGCGCCAUCGCCUGUAGUGAAGGACAUGUUCCCCGUUCUGUAA